AGCCCAGUUUAUUACACUGUGAUCUUGCCGUCAGCGAACACUCUCAACCUAUUGCACUUCCACUCUGCAGUGACUCAACAUGUGAACCAUCAGGAUGAAGUUGUGAAGUUGGAAGGACUCAUGCUGUAGCUAGCUGCAUCAGCUGAUUUGUUUGGGUGGUUUUUUUCAAAACAAACUCACUGUUGAUAUGAAACGCAUGGAUUAUGGAUCGAAUAUGGAUAUUCUGCAAAAUCCUAUUUUUUCUAAGUGUCAUUGUGAAUUCAUCGUCGCAUGACGGCGACGACGCUUCUUGUGAUGGAGCGUUCGAUAUUUAUUUUGUAUUAGACAGGUCAGGCAGUGUGAUGGGACACUGGGAUGAGAUCUUUGGAUUUGUGGAGCAGCUCACCAACAGGUUUGUCAGUCCCAGGAUGAGGGUUUCCUACAUUGUCUUUUCAGCCAAAGCUGUCGUAAUACUGCCACUAACUGGAGACAGGGGUAUGAUAGAUGAGGGUUUGAGGAAGCUGAGCCAAAUCAAACCUGCUGGUGAAACGUACAUGCACGAAGGCAUGAAAGCGGUGUCAGAGCAGAUGAAGGCACAAACUUCGCCGUCAUCCAGCAUCAUCAUCAUCCUGACUGAUGGCAAGCUGGAGGUCUACCCCUUUGAACUGAGUCUGCAGGAGGCUGACAAAGCCAGAGGGUUUGGAGCCAGAGUGUACUGUGUUGGUGUCAUGGACUUUGACCACAAACAGCUUGCUGAAAUAGCAGACGGCACAGAACAAGUCUUCCCAGUGCUGUCCGGGUUUCAUGCCCUUAAAGACAUCGUCAACUCGAUCCUGAAGCAGACAUGCGCAGAUGUAUUCACAAUAGAGCCGUCGAGUGUUUGCGUGAAUGAGUCUUUCAAUGUGGUGCUGAGGGGCAGUGGCUUUAGCGGAUCCAAGAGGACAGAAAACAUUCUCUGCUCCCUCACUGUCAAUCAAAAGACAUACGACCAGAAGCCAACAGUAGUUAAAGAUGGCUAUCUGCUGUGUCCAGCUCCUGCUCUGCAUGAGGUUGGACAAUCCAUUGAAGUACUGGUUAGCCUGAACAAUGGACAAUCCUACAUCUCCAGUCCCAUCACCAUCUACGCCACAACAUGUUCAGAUGGGACCUGGGUGCUCUGGUUGCUGUUGGCUCUGUUGCUGUUACUGGCUCUGGUUUUACUCUGGUGGUUCUGGCCUCUCUGCUGCACUGUGGUGAUCAGAGACCCACCCCCCUCUCGCCCACCUCCCCCACCUCCCGUCAUUGAGCCAGAAGAAGAUCUUUUGCCCAAACACAGGUGGCCUACAGUGGAUGCUUCAUACUAUGGAGGCAGAGGUCCUGGAGGGAUCAAACGCAUGGAGGUGCGUUGGGGGGAGAAGGGGUCCACAGAGGAAGGGUCACGGCUAGAGAAAGCCAAAAAUGCUGUCAUCACCAUGCCAGAGGAAGUGGAGGAGCCCAUCAUACCCCGACCCCCACCACGACCUCCUCCAGUCUACAACCCCCAACAGUCCAAAUGGUAUACUCCCAUCAAGGGGCGUUUUGAUGCGUUGCUGGCAUUACUGAGGAGACAGUACAACAGAGUGGCAAUCAUGAGACCGACAUCGCAGGACAAGGGCCGCUGCAUUAACUUCACCAGAGUUCAGAGUCACUGAUGUUCAAACAUGAGGAUCAACGCUUUUCACUUACAGUUUUUGGCCAAGGACGACACAUUCAAGAGCUAAACGUUAAGAUUCAAUGUGUAUUGUAAAUAAAUGUGUUUACUUAUA
Messenger RNA from Micropterus dolomieu (smallmouth bass), 1763 nucleotides. RefSeq names its product ANTXR cell adhesion molecule 2b (gene antxr2b). Gene Ontology annotation, molecular function: signaling receptor activity. The transcript is spliced from 17 exons. Gene Ontology annotation, cellular component: membrane. NCBI's taxonomy places the organism in Eukaryota, Metazoa, Chordata, Actinopteri, Centrarchiformes, Centrarchidae. The record is from RefSeq and is a predicted model, not a curated record. The coding region runs from base 204 to 1649 and encodes 481 amino acids.